This is a messenger RNA of Porites evermanni, 3788 nucleotides long. NCBI's taxonomy places the organism in Eukaryota, Metazoa, Cnidaria, Anthozoa, Scleractinia, Poritidae. The record is from the annotation of a GenBank genome assembly.
AUGCUAAAUAUGCAUACGAAUGACAACACGGAGAGCUACCAGCCUCCUGAGACCGGCGUCUGUUCACAAGUACAAGUAAGCACUUUUGUAUUAUUUUUUUGCACAGCAAUAUUCUGUUGCUCUUCUAUCCAGAUCCUUGGGAAUAGUGUUUAUUUAAUGGCCGGAUUAAACUAGCGAUUCACAGCUUUUCAUUUCAAGAUCUACUGGUGUUUAUUACCUGAAAUCUUAAAAGGGAAAAUGCUUGUCAAAGUAUUAAGGGUCAACUUAUGCUCUCCCUCCUCGCCGAACUAAACGUAUAAAUGCGAAUUUUGAACAAAAUGUUCCCUUGUGUGCCUCAAAUACCUUAUUUCACAUUCAAACAAAUGUUUAUCUUCAUGUAUACAACUUUUUUUCCUUUCUUAUUACAGCCCAUCUAAACUGUUACAAAAAAAGCCGCAGGAAUUUCAGAGUACAAGUGAAUGUUUAGUUUCGUUGGAAAAACGCACAAAUAAUUGACAAGUAAAGAGAUAACUCGAUCAGGUUUUUAGCCAGAAUUNUUUAUAAUAAUUUUAAACCGGUAGAGUUAAAUUUAGGCUUUAUUUUUUUUUUUUCGUAAACAUUUUCUUUUUUUUUUAUAUAAUAAUCAGUAUGAAAUUCGCAAUUUUUUUUUUUUCUUUUUCUUCUUUUUUUUUUUUUGCAGUUUUCUGGUCAAGAAGUUCGAAAAGAAACAGAUUUUGUUCGCGAUCAGAUGAAUCGUGAGGGUGAAUCAUGGUAAUGUCUUAAUUCGCUAUGUAAAUCAUGUGAACUUUAAUUACAACUAUUGAAAGACAGCAUUGAAAGCUGUUCUCGCGGUGUAAAAGAUAAGCUGAAAUAAUCAUUAAGAUGAAAAAUAGUUCAUUGAGUUUUGUCCGUAGCCAUAUCGCAUUACAGUGUUUCAAACUAAGCGUUACUGAAUAGCGUUUUACAAGUUCCUUCUUGAAAAUCUACAAAAGAAUAAAUUUAACAAUACUAUGGCAAUCUUCCACUCGUUUGAAUGCCGUGUUGCGAUAAGAAAAGUGUCAAAAUUAAGUAGAUAUGAGAAAAAAUCGGAAGACUAUACCACAAAAUUAUCUUUAACUUCUCUUGUGGUCUAAUCUGUAAAUAACUAAUUUGAUGGUCUCGCUCCUCAGUGCCGCAAAUCAAGCCUUCAACAACACGGGCGCAUCGCCGAUGACUAUCUCACAGUCGCAAGUACGUAUAUUCUGUUCCUAAUUCCUAGUAUAAGGAUAUAUUCAUUUUCACCAUGCGCUUAUAGCUAUAGCCUUUGCCUACUGCAAAAAAUUUACCUGUCUUUAAGCUUAAAUAAAAUUCCGAAGACUUGACCGGCUAUACGCGUACCGUCACAAAUGGGUCUAUCUUUUUAAUAGAAGCUUUUAUCUAGGAUACUGUUACCUGCCAAACAUUACUUUCCUGGCCGGGCUUCAUAUUUUUUUUAUCAUAUUUUUUUUCUCUUUUCAAACCAAGAACGUCUCUUUGAACAAUGGAGAACGACGUCAAAAAGAUGAUCAGAGCCAAGGUAAGUAAUGUCUUAACCUUUUUAAAAGAAGACAAAGGUAAAGGAAAUAUAUUUCACUGCAAACAGUUCUCCUACGAGCAAUAAAUUUAGCCAGACAUCAUUCUAAGACGGAUUUCGGUUAUGGUCCUAUAUAUUACUUGAGGUCGACAUUAAAGGCUAGGACUACGAGAGUCUUAGAGCAACUUGGAAUAUAAGUUUACUGGAAUUUCUUUACUCUGACGUUUUGCGAUAUCCGAAGGUGACAUGAGCAAUAUUCCAUUUGCAAGACUGAAAAAAAAAAGCCAAAGUUCUGCUUUGUUUUUCUUAGGGUGCCCUGAUACUUACGAAAAUAUGAUCACAAGAAUGGAAGAGAUUGAGAAGACCCUGGCAGCGAUAAAGGAAACUGCAACAAAAGCAAGUGGUUAGUACUAAUACUUCAACACCAACUCUUAGUGGGUUGUGGCUAUUACCUGCACCGGUUUUAGGGCAUAAUUUAACGGUACAGCUUUGGACAUUGGGAAUUGGCAAUUGACCACUCCGGAAAAUACCAAAACAUACCAUAAUGUUCUUUGUUUGUCACCCCAAACUUUUGCAAAAGCAUUGACUUCGGUUUCUCUUUAAAAUGGUCCGAAGAGAAACUGAAACAAUGCUUAUGCAAAAUUUUGGGGUGACAAACAAAGAGCAUUAUGGUAUGUUAUGGUAUUUUCAGGAUUGGUCAAUCGUGCAUUGAAUAUACGGAACACGUUGCAAUAAUUUUGUUGACUGACCACCAAAAAAAUAGCUUUCCAGAGCGUAAUUUCCAAUGCCCAAAGCAACCUUUAUUGAAUCAGCUGUAUAUAAUUGCUAUAUACGCUGUAAAAGAACCCUGUUGUUGUCUCUCGGGCUCUGUCCCCAGGAUCUUCUCGCAUUUUCAAAACCCAGGUGAUAUGGGCAUCCCCUUCUCAUAUCGCCUUAGCGAUUUGGGUUGGGGUUAGGGUUACAGGGGAUGCCUAUAUCACUGUGACAGUGGCAUAUUGGCAAACGAGAAGACCCUGGGGACGAGAUUAGGCUCUUCGUUGCACGGGAGUUCAACGUUAUUUGACCUUCGGAACAAUGUUCUUAAGUCACGACCCUUUAAGUCUGCUUUACAGCCGUUCUUUGAGCAGACUACUACCCUUAGGGUUAAAAACCAAAACUCUCUUCAAACUAAAAACAAAUCCUCCCCGUCUUGCGUGAUCUGUUGUUUCAUUUCCGAAUAUAUGUAGGCCCUAGUCUGCUACACAGCCGUUUUUAGUGUCGUCACGCAACGCUCCGAGGAGCGUUGCGUGACGACACUAAAAACGGCUGUGUAGCAGACUAAUGUAGGCCCCAAAUGUCUAGUGAAAAGGCCAAAUGACGAGUAUGUACUUUAUCGGGACUCUACGUUCUCUGGUCACAUGAUCUAUAGGCAACAGAAUAACUAUGGAUCGUUCUUCUGCAAAUCCCAUGAUAAAAGACUUAGAACACGACCAGCAACCAACCCUUUGAAGCAUGACCUGCACAUAGAUGUUCUCCCCCCAAAUCAAAUCAUGAAACAACGGGAAGCAUAGGGGACACUCCUAAAAUGUUUAGGAUUACGCGCAUUGUCGUAAUAGCAGUAAUCGAAAAGGAAGUGCAGUUGACUUCUAACUGGGAAUUCCCACAGGUACAAAAUAUAGCAGAUGUCCUGUCUUGGGUCUGUCUCACAUACGUUACAGACUUGACCGAUCUGCCGCAAUCCCCUCCUUACUGCUUCAUUGAUUGCAACAUCACAAACAAGCCGCUGUGAAGGCCGAUUCAAACUGUUACUUCUUUUCCCUUGUUUAGCGCGUAUAGGAAGAGAAAUCGGGGUGGACUAUCUUUGAAACGACUAAGGUUGUAAGUAUUGUACUCACGUUCAUGUGUUUUUGUUUUGUUUUAUUCAACAGUUCGCUGUCAUAUGCUGAACGUUGACGUUGUUACCAUGUUUAACCCAGAAAUGAUGGAUAUGUUAAACCAAACUGUUGAACAGUGUGAAAACUGUAUAAAGAGAAUGGAGUCUUUAUCUCCAAAUGACAGUUGACCAUAACGAUGGGUCAAAAAAAUUACUAUCGCCUAAGUACGAUGACUACAAAUCAACCAGUUUAAGAGUUAAAUAUGCAACAAUGAAUUAGGUUGCAAGUUUACUUGUGGCUCAAUAAUACUUUAGACGAAAGUUGCUUUCAACAGAUUUUACGCCACUAUACCAGUUGGAAACUGAUAUAUUUUGCAUGACGUAGAAGUAGAUAAGAAGACCAGA